Molecule: messenger RNA, 381 nt
Organism: Medioppia subpectinata
Lineage: Eukaryota; Metazoa; Arthropoda; Arachnida; Sarcoptiformes; Oppiidae
Source: the annotation of a GenBank genome assembly
AUGAGUUUCAAGUGUUGAGACAUUUAAAGGCAUUUCAAUAAAAAUAGACAAAUAUUUUGCAUUUAUUUUACAGUUUUUAUACUGUUUUAAUUAAAAUUAACCAAAUUGUACCGUCGGGUAGAGUGACCACAUCUAUAUACACAUAGGAUGAGCGGCUGUGGGGCACGUGUGGGACAACUGGUGAGCAGACAGUCGGCGCUAUUCCUGUGCGACAUUCAGGAAAAGUUUCGGACAACUAUUCAGUACUUCCCGGCGAUCGUCGAUGUGUCCAAUCGGGUCCUCAAAGCGGCCAACAUUUUGAAUAUGCCAGUGAUUGUCACCGAACAGUACCCGAAAGGUCUGUAUUCAUAUCUUAUUGGAUUAAAUUUAGUACACAAUUAA